AGGCCCUGACCCGUCCCCACCAAAAACCCCACCCCGCACGCCGCACGCAGCUGCACGCUCCUCUCCCGCCGGUCACCGCCCGCUCCACCACCGCCUCCCAACCCUAUGGGCGAGCCCGAGCCGCACCUCCUCUCCUCCGCCCACACAACCGCCGGAACCACCUCCUCCCCCUUCACUCUCAACCACCCUGGCCUCAUGAACGAGCGCCCUGCCGCGUCCGAUCCCGGCCCGUCCUUCCCCAAGCGGCCUAGGGUUGCAGCGGAGCUGCAGUCGCCCGGCGUCUCGGCCCCGGGCCCCGAGGCGGAGGUCUCGGCGCUCGUCUCGAUGGCCGGAGGGCUGUACCCGCUGGCGCGGGCCGAGGCGCUUCGCGGCCUCGCCGCGGUCCUCGAGAAGGCGGACGCCAUCGGCGGCUGUGCUGGCGGAGGGAUUGUCGAGUGCUGCUAUGGCUGUGCGGUGGAGUCGAUGAUGGGAGAGGAUGACGGCGUCAGGCUGGCCGCCGUGCGAUUGGUAGGUUUGUGUGCGCAGAAGUUUGCUGUGAGAGUGGAUGUUGAUGGCGAUGGUGACCAAAUGGACCUGAUUUUCCUGCAGCUUAGCUCCAUGGCUAGGGACAUGUGUCCAAAAGUGAGAGUUGAAGCAUUUAGUGCUCUUGGUAAAAUGCACAGAGUUUCUGAGGGUGUUUUGCUUCAGUCACUGUCUAAGAAGGUCAUAAAAACUGACGCUUGCAGCGGUUCUAUUGUCAAAGGGAUAAAACUACCUCCUAAAUUAAAAAUUCCCUGUGCUGCUGGCAUUUUCGUGCAUGGGAUUGAAGAUGAGUUAUACCAGGUGCGAGCAGCUGCUUGUAAAUCACUGGGAGCACUUGCAAAGUUCUCAACUCAAUAUGCACAGAAGUCUGUGGACUUGUUGAUGGACAUGAUGAACGAUCAUACAGAAGCAGUUAGAUUGGAGACUUUGCAGGCACUACUUUAUAUGGCAACAUAUGGAUAUUUGAGUGUACAGGAACAGCACAUGCAUAUGUUUCUUGGCUUGUUGGUUGAUGCCAAUGCCUCGAUUCGAGAAGCAGCACGCAAGAUCCUAGGGUUAGUUAACCUGCCCAAACUUCAAAUGUUCAAGUCUGCAAUUGAUGGUCUUAUUGCAAGUUUGGAGAAAAAUCCAGAGGAACAAGAUAUAUAUGGUGUUUUGUUUUCCAUUGGCAAGAAUCAUGGGAGCUUUUCAGCGAAUAUAGCUAAACAUUUGGCCAAAGAGAUCAGUAUGGUAUCUGACGGAGAGCUUAUCUUGGACAAACCUAGGAUCAAAGCAUUGUUAAUAGUGUCUAUCUCGGCACCUUUUUCUGAUGAUAAGCACAAGAAGUUGGAUAUACCUUCGAUUAUCUUCUCACAUGCAAUUUCCCUAGUGGGGAAGGUCUCAUGUGCAUUAGAAGUGAUUAAUCAGGAUUCACUCUUAUCCUACUUGUGUCAUAAAGGUGGAAUGCCGUUUUGGGAAAACAGAUCAAUGUAUGCGGAGUCUGGAGAAUCUGAAGGCUGCAGUGUUGAAACUGUGGAAAAUUGUGCCCAUAUGGAAAAUACUGCAAAGGCUGCUAAGUGUUUGGAUGAAGUUCUGAUAAUGCAAUCCAUCAAAUCCAUACUGGAAACAGUUGAAGGAGCCUGGACUAUGAGAAUGUCGUGCAAUAUUGUUGAAGUUCGAACUGUUCUUAGAACACGCAGAGAAGAGCUAAAAAUAUUGGCUGAAAAUUCUUCCGGAUCAAGUGGUGCAUUAUUGAGCUUUCUAUGCGAGUAUCUUGAUGCAAUACAGUUCAUUGUUGAAUUGUGGCAGUUGAUUCAAUUGGAUAAUUCUUACGCUUUUGGCUUAACAUCACCUGAUAUUUUACUGGAUAAGUUAGAUAUAUCUGUAAGAAGGAUGGAAUGUUGUUAUGCUGGAUUAAAUAGAGAACUGGAGGUUCAAGUCUUGGAGCUUGCUUUGUUAGUUAAUCUAUUUAGAUUGUCGAAGGCAGGAAUAUGUUCAAAACUACUGCUGGAUAAGCUGCUUUGGGUAGUUAAUCGCUUAGAAGGCCUGUGUGCUGAUGGAUCCUGUGAGCUGUCUGACUUCAGCAGAGAAAUUAAGAAAGCCUUUGAUGGCAACUCUAUUGGGGAUGCUCUCAUCGACAACAUCUGCACUUCGCUUGAACUCUUCCGUCUAAAACCAACGACAGAUUUUGGAAUGCUUAAAAGAAUAUGUGCGGUAUUGCAAGUAUCUGAUAAUGAUUCUGAAAAUCCAUUAUCGUAUGUUUGUGGAUUACCCGUGGGUGUCAGAUUUCGCAUAUCUUUGUGGAACAUAUCUAGUCAUCAUAGAUUGUGGAUCCGCAUGAUUGUUGGCGAGUCCAUCCAACAUACCUUCUUAGAGUUAUCCUGUUUUGGAGGUAAUGAGGAGGUGAAGAGCUGCUCUAUGGUUGUUCCUCUGUAUGCUACCCCAAUGGCGUGUUCAUUUGUUCUGAGGGUAUGUCUGGUAAUGGAAUGCCCAGGUAUCAGCACCCACCAGGCAGGAGGACUAGGAGGACCGAGUGAUUGUGUGGUCCAACUCUCUGAUGAACUGGAUGUCUAUUUUGUUAGUACUGGCCAAAGGUGAUGAUUAAAACAAGUGAUCAUAUGCUCUCCAUGCUCAUCUUCAGUACGUGCUCGAGUGGUAGCACGGUAUGGAUAAUACACACUCUUUAACCAUGCAAAAUGUGGUUUAGAACAGCAGACUAGCAAUGGGUGUCUCGUGUGAUCUAUGGUAUUGCUCAAUGUUCGUUGUGGGUGGACGAGGCAAGUGGCUUGAAAGAACUGUCACCUCAUAGUGAUACCAGGAUAUCUGAGAAAAAAAAGGGUUCUGUUGCACUGAGAUUUUGUAUCGGUAGAAACUAGCAAGAGGUGCGGUGUGGAUCAAGGUUGCUGGGCAGCCAGAGGGAGGAGACGAGUAAUUUUCUUCAUGAAUCCAUUCGUCUGGACCGCGCGCAGGGAGGGAGGAAGCCGAUGACAAGCUGCUCGGAAAGCCGGCGUUCAAUUUUCUACCUGUCGCCUUCGUGGAAAGUUUAGUGGGCACUUAGCAUACUCUUGAUAUAUGAACCAAUGUACAUUGUUAGUUCAUCCUAAUUGUUAGUUUGUGCGGUUCGUUA
Messenger RNA from Phragmites australis (common reed), 3127 nucleotides. Its product is annotated as protein SIEL-like. Lineage: Eukaryota; Viridiplantae; Streptophyta; Magnoliopsida; Poales; Poaceae. Gene Ontology annotation, biological process: intercellular transport. Bases 106 to 2598 code for a protein of 830 amino acids. Gene Ontology annotation, cellular component: endosome. The transcript is spliced from 8 exons. The record is from RefSeq and is a predicted model, not a curated record.